UACCCCGCCUGACCGGCUCACCUCCGCCGCGUCCACCCCCACCCGGCUGGCCGUCGGCGGCGCACCGGCCCUCUUCGCCCUGUACCCCCGCCCGACGGCCCCGCCGCCAAGAAUUCGAGCUUUCUUGGCACAAGAAGCCGUUUCUUGGCCCGAGACAGCGUUUCUUGGCACAGGCCAAGAAACCCGGCGCCGGCGAGAUGCCCAGAAGGCCCCGCCGGGUCCAGGCGCACCCCGUGGCGGCGCAGCUCGGAGAGGAGGGGCGUCCCCUGCGCGAGCGCCUCCGGUUCGCCGUUCGGCGCGGGAUGGCGCGCGGAGGCCCCGCCGUCCGCGCUCUGCUUUGGCCACUCUGUCGCGCGGUGGCGCUCGGCGGCCGGCAUCUCCUCCGCGUCGUUCUGCGCGGGAUGGUGCGCGGAGGCCGCCAUCUUCUGCGCCCUUUUCGACUCCUGUGGCGCGGCCUGGAGCUCGGCGGCCACGCCCUGCAGCGCGCCGCGCUCGCCCUCGGCCGCCCUCUUCGUCUUCUGUGGCGCGGCCUGGAGCUCAGCGGCCACGCCCUGCAGCGCCGCGCGCUCGCCCUCGGCCGCCGACUCCUCGUCGCCCGCGUCCGACAGCAGGAGGCUGUGUACGGAGACGGCGAUGGCGAGCCCAGGACGCCGCCGAGGCCGACAGCGCAUGGCAGCGCUAUCUUCUACGAUCCCCGUGGGCGUCGACCUCGUCCUCCCUCGCUGCCGCUGCCUCCGCCGCCGCUACCUCCGCCGCCCCAGCCUUCUCCUCCUCCUCCGGUGGUUGUUGAUGGGGUGGAUGUGCCCAGGCACAUAGUCGAUCUCUUUGUCGACUAUUGCAGGAGAAGUUGUCCGGCUAAUUCAACAAUUUGUCACUUUUGCGUCUUUGAAAUGCAGCGGUCACAAAACUUCACGGUUGCUACUUGGCAGAUGCCUGCGCACUGUCAUGAUCUUCACAGGUUAGAGGGAGGGAGUGUCCGUUGCCCCGUGGCUGGCUGCCAUGUUCGAGUACGUCCAGGACGUGAUUUGGCACUGCACAGCCGCUUCGUGCACGAUUUCCCCCCAGGCUGGUGGCGUCGGUACAUCUGAUCUUUCAUGUACACAAGAAAGGCUUACAACUGAUGUUAGAUAUCCAGCAGCUUUGAUGAUAAAGAGAGGAGAAAGCUCAUGCACAAGAGUGAUACUGCCAAUAAAGAUCUUACGAUUGGUAGAAAUAUAAAGUAGUUGUGACGACGAGGAGAAAACUGAUCUUGGGUGCUGCUUGACAAUUUGUACUGCAAAUAUGACUCAUGUUCUGCAAUUAAGUCUCUCUGAAACAGCAGCUUUAAUGAAUAUCGAAGUUGAAAUUUGAAA
Aegilops tauschii subsp. strangulata is the source of this 1352-nucleotide messenger RNA. RefSeq lists its product as uncharacterized. NCBI's taxonomy places the organism in Eukaryota, Viridiplantae, Streptophyta, Magnoliopsida, Poales, Poaceae. The record is from RefSeq and is a predicted model, not a curated record.